Molecule: messenger RNA, 663 nt
Organism: Bombyx mori (domestic silkworm)
Lineage: Eukaryota; Metazoa; Arthropoda; Insecta; Lepidoptera; Bombycidae
Product: 23 kDa integral membrane protein
Exons: 4
Coding region: 1-663 (220 amino acids)
Cellular component (GO): plasma membrane
Source: RefSeq, a predicted model, not a curated record
AUGCGCGACAAGAAGAAUCGUCCGGAUCAACAAUCAGCUUUGUCAAGAGGUGUGCUGUCAUUCCUCUUAACUCUUGGUUUCUGUUUGGCUGUAACUGGUGUUUUGGGCUGCGUCGGUGCUUUGAGAGAGCACGUUAAAGUACUUUAUGUGCAUGCUUGCUUCUUCAUAUUCCUGGUAUCAGUCGAGCUGGUGGUAGGAGUCGGAGGGGCGGUCCUUAGCGCUUGGGUCGGCGGGAGCAACGAACUACGAAUGCAAUUUUACAAAAACGCUACCGUGGAAGACGAAGUAUCGAAACAUCACAAUUUCUGGGACAGCUUACAGUCCGAGAAUAAAUGUUGUGGCGUGGACGGUCCCCAAGAUUACGCCAUACUGCAUCGAGACAUUCCGGCCUCAUGCUGCGCCCGAGCUUAUCCUCUCCGCGAGGGUGGAGCCCGUCGACAUUUGUACGCUACCUGUAUUUCGGAAAGGACAUACUACAAGGCAGGUUGCGAAGAGGCUCUCCGACAGAAGAAAACCAUGAAAGGAAACAUUUUUAUUAGUACAGGAAUCGUUUUCGCUUUAUUGGAGAUAUUCUGCAUUGUCUUGGCUUUGUGGAUGGCUAGAACUAUAAGAGUCGAACGUCGGAAGCUACAACAAAAUUUACAAGCACAUUUCGAAACAUAA